AAGGCACACAAUGUUCAACUCCAUAAAGAAAGCAUUUUAGUAUUUUACUGUUUUCUUGGAAUUAAAGGAAUCAGAGCAAGCCCAGGGGCUUCAGGUUGCUGCUUGCUUACAGGUAUGUUAGCAGAAGCUGUUUCAUCUCAGAUUUUUCCACUACUUCUGGUUGUGGCAAAAGGCAGGAGCAAGAGCAAUUCCAUCUGUAUGUACUUGUGCCUGCAAAGCAAAUCCUGCAGCAGUGUCAGCAGUCCCAUGUGGGUCUGGAGACAGAAGAGUUUGUUUUCAGUUCACCAUAAGAAGGCACAGAGAGCAGUCAUGAAUACCAAGAUUGCAAUCUCCCUCCUGAUUCUUGCUUUUAUGGGCAACUUUCCUGAGAUGAUGCUGGCAGCGGAGCUGCGGUGUCACUGCAUCCGGAACGUCAGGCGAUUAAUGCUGCCGAAGCACCUGGCCAACGUGGAAAUCAUUCCCAAGGGCCCCCACUGCAAGGCUGUGGAAAUCAUCUCAGCCAAGAAACAGCAUCAGUAAAGAAAAGAGAGGAAUCUCUGCAAACGAUCAAAAGCUGCAUGGAAAUGCCAGUAGCCUCUCAGUGUCUCCAGGGCUAGGUAUUCAUCAUCUUACUCUCAUUUUUUAUUGUCUUCAAUUCUUUCCGUGUACAAACUGUCGAUUUUCAAAAGGAAACUGCUGGGCUCAGUAGGCUGUCACAACACAAGCAACUUCUCAUAUUUUAUCACAAAAUUUUACACUGUGCUUAACCGCAGAGCAUUUAAAUCAAUAUCCUAGCCAAGCCCUAGCCUAGCAUCGCAUCACUCAGCUGGAAACACCUGCACAGGUUUAGCUACACCAAGGAGGUAGCCAUCACCAAACUGGUGGUAAUACCAAGUCAUCUGUAAGCUUCGUUCAGAAGAACUACAAAGUAGGGUUUUGUCUAGUUUAAGAAAGAUGCAGUUUUCAAACUAAUAAGGAAUUAACCAAAGGAGAUUCUAAGUGAAUGUAUUAAAAAGAAAGAAAGAGACAGAGGAAAAAAGGAAUUUCUUGAUAUCAGUAAGCAGCUUGCUUAGAGGCAAUAUGAUCAAUUGAAGUGAAACAAAUGCUGUAAGAUUUUAGUGUUUAAAACCUUUUUUUUUCUUUUUUUUUUUUUUUGUCUCAUGGUCAUUAAA
Anas platyrhynchos (mallard) is the source of this 1151-nucleotide messenger RNA. NCBI's taxonomy places the organism in Eukaryota, Metazoa, Chordata, Aves, Anseriformes, Anatidae. The record is from RefSeq and is a predicted model, not a curated record.